UGGAUCAAUACGCGGUGAGCGUGCGGCCUGUCUGGCAGCGUGCGGCUGCUUUUCCUGCCUUGAAGUCGCCUGUCCGCGCUCGCGAGACACUCCGGAGUGACGUCCUUAACGGAUCGCAUCUACCUUCCUAACAGUAGUGCAAUAGUUGGCUUCAACUCCGAAUUUUACGCGGAAUUUAACAGAGGAGUGCGCGAGCUUGCGAUCAAUUCGGUGCUAUUCUAUCGAGGAUGUUCGACUUGGCGCACGACUAGGCGUUUCGUCUUGGCGUCUCGGGAUUUGGUUUCCUGGGACGAUUAAGAAGAAGAUUGACAGUUCUCGCCCGCUGCUUCCUCGUAUUCUCCCCAAUUAAUCCCUUCUGUCCGUCGCUGAUUGAUCGAAAGGUGUCUUGGCCAAGCGAAUUCGAUCAUGCAGGCGUGCUAGCGACGGAUAAGUGACAGAUCGAUCUCUUCGCUGCAUGGAGUCGGCAAGAUUAGAAAAUUCGCCGGUUCAUGGUUGACGGCGAACAACGAAGAAGGAAUUAGAAAGCGGCUUGCGUCAACCGUGUAUAUGUUACGUGGCCGAGAUGCAUCUGUCUCAACUUGUGCGAAAAGUGAUCUGCAAGCAGGAACUGAGAUGCUUGCGAUUCCUGCGCUGGACCGUCCUGGUGCCGCUAGUAAUCUACAUAUCGCUCCUAUUUGUCAAGUACAACAAAAGCGUGCCUCUGAAAAGUUUAUCGACUCCAAGUGAUGGGGAUAAAGAGGGUGCCGCAAUGGACAGCUUGUUCGUUGAAUUGGAGGCCGUGACAGUUGGCAGAAGGAACUCGGUAGGUUACAAGGACGCGGGAAUCGAUCGUUCGCGUGGGGACGACGAGAACGUGCGGGAGAUCGUGGAGGUGGAAAAUCGUCAAGAUCCAAGAAACCUUCUCGAGGACAUUUUCCGACGGGCUGACACCGAUAAAAAUCAAUUGCUGGACAUUCAGGAACUGGCAAAAUGGAUCCACGCUAAGAUCACAGAGCACAUCACGCGCGCCAUGAGGGAAAACGUCGGUCUGUUCACCGCGAUCGACAACAAUCCGAGAAACGGUGAGGUGUCGUGGGAAGAAUAUCACGCUUAUUUUCUGAGAACCCACGGUUUUUCUGAAACCUACAUAAAUUCACACAAUAAGAAGCAUAGCGAGAUGCCGAGAGCGCUGAAGGAGAGCAUAAUGAGGGAUCGAGCACGAUGGGCCGAGGCAGCUAGGAACGAUCCGGAAAAGUUGGCUCUCGACGAGUUUCUAGCUUUCACGCAUCCUGAAAGCAGUCACAGGGCUCUCCUGCAAAUGGUGGAGGACCUCUUCGAAAAAUUCGAUCGGGACGGCGAUGAGCAGCUAACGGAAGACGAGUUCUCGGAUUUGCCAUCAGAAGGAGUUGGUCUAGAUUUACGCGAAGAUCGACAGCAGUCGAUAGGAGGUAGUGAAGACAGGCGUAAGGAGUUCCGACAUCUGAUUGACAAGAACAAGAACGGAAAAGCGGAUCGAACCGAAUUACUGAUGUACAUCGAUCCACGAAAUCCCAGACAUGCUAUACAAGAAGCCCAACACUUGAUUACUUUAUCGGACAUGAAUUUAGACGGAAAAGUGGAUCUUUCAGAAAUUCUGAGCAAGAUGGACCUAUUUCUUGACAGCAAGAUGGUGGACACCGAGAAAAGCUUUCACGACGAGUUUCGAUAAUUUCUAUAUACAAGCAUAAAAAGAACGGUUUUGCAGAAAUAUAUAAAAAUCAGACCAGAUAUAAAUUUGAAAUAAUACCGGAUGCUUCGAAAUAUUGUAGGAUGUCAGGAGACAGUACAACGAUGAUACUGCAAAAAAUAAUUUUUGACAUUCCGAGUUAUAUAGUGUCCGGUAUAAUUAUUUAAAUAUUAUAACUGCACCAGUCAAUGAACAAAUAAGUCAUUGGACCAGUCAAUGAACAAACAUAAAAUAACU
Molecule: messenger RNA, 1942 nt
Organism: Solenopsis invicta (red fire ant)
Lineage: Eukaryota; Metazoa; Arthropoda; Insecta; Hymenoptera; Formicidae
Gene: myd
Product: 45 kDa calcium-binding protein
Exons: 5
Coding region: 563-1687 (374 amino acids)
Biological process (GO): calcium-ion regulated exocytosis
Cellular component (GO): endoplasmic reticulum
Molecular function (GO): calcium ion binding
Source: RefSeq, a predicted model, not a curated record